AAGAGAAAAAGUAUUUCGCUUGCUGAAGAGAAAUCUUACAAUACAAAAAUGAAGAUAAAAGUGUCCUUGCCUCCACGGUACUUAGUCUCUUCUGUGGUAACGUCGCUGGGUGGCCUCUUGAAUGGGCUCGACACAGGAGUAAUUGGACCAGUUACUGUGAUGUCGAGUUUCACAGCUACCUUCGGCGAAAUUUCCUUCUCGCUCCAAGGUCUAAUAGUUUCAUGCGUACUUCUCUCCGCGACUUUCGCUUCGCUAUUUUCAGGGACGUUGUCGGAUACUUUGGGCCGCACGCGGGCUCUUGCUGCGGGGGCAUUAGUCUUUGGGGUCGGUGCUGUCAUUGAAGCUAUUGGAGCCGGCGAAGGACUGUUUCUUAGUACGCUAGUGGUUUACAUCUGUGAAAUCUCGCCAGCGGAGACUCGGGGACCUCUUGCGUCAAUGGUGAAACUUUUCAUCACCAUUGGGCUGAUGGUUGGAUUUUUCAUGUGUUAUGGAACUGUGAAAAGCUCUACCAGUUUUUCUUGGAGAUUUCCGCUUGCGCUCCAAGCUGGUAUCUCUUUUGCACUAGCUCUAUCAGCGCUAUACUAUCUUCCCGAGUCUCCUAAAUGGCUCAAUCAUCGUGGUCAUCUUGGCGAAGCAGAGAGGGCUUGGAACAAGCUAGAGGUAGCUGGAGCUGAUCGAGGACCGGAUACCUUCCAGGAGUCGGUGCAGCAUGAGCAACAAUUAGAUACUAAUUUCAUUACUCGAUUCCGCAGCUAUUAUCAUGAUGCUGUUCUCAAUACGCGGCGAGUGAUGGGCCCUGCAUCUCAGAAACAGGCCUUUCUAGCUGUCUUCCUUAUGUCUAUGCAGCAAUUAAGUGGAAUUGACGUGCUGUCAAUUAUUAUGGCAAUCAUAGGAUCCCUAUAUGCUUCUGGAAGCGUUCAUCAGACUUCUGGGCCCGGCCGAUGGGUGCAACCAGAGCGACAGUCACGGGCCUUGCUCAAAGUGCAAAUUGUGUAA
This is a messenger RNA of Talaromyces stipitatus ATCC 10500, 996 nucleotides long. Its product is annotated as hexose carrier protein, putative. The transcript is spliced from 6 exons. Bases 49 to 996 code for a protein of 315 amino acids. Lineage: Eukaryota; Fungi; Ascomycota; Eurotiomycetes; Eurotiales; Trichocomaceae. Gene Ontology annotation, biological process: transmembrane transport; carbohydrate transport. Gene Ontology annotation, molecular function: carbohydrate:proton symporter activity. The record is from RefSeq and is a predicted model, not a curated record. Gene Ontology annotation, cellular component: membrane.